AUGUUGGCGCUCCUCAUUGACCACCAGAAGAUGUGCCAUAUGCAGAAGCUUGCCAACACACUUGUGAAUAUCAAGCUCACCUUGCUGGAUGAGCUCCACUUGCAAAUGAUCAAAGACAGCAAGGAGAUGAGUGCCUUUGUCAACCAAGACCCAAGUUUGGUGAAGGCCAGCACCCUGUUGGCUGUGUGGAAGAUGCCCCAGCACGUUCUCCAGGCCCUUGAUAAAUUUGACAGCAUGCUGGAGCCCAUCCCGCUGAAACACCAGGUCCUCCGUAACCCAGGCAGCAGCCUGCUGCCACGGAUCACCGCGUCAGUUGCUGUCAAGAUGCCAGUGAUACUUGUCAGAUGCAAGUCACAUGUGACAUCCUGUAGUGUGGAGCUGCACUGCCUGAUCUGGAAUCACCCUCAUCCAGAGGGUCCUGAAGAGGAACAGGUGUUUGAGCUCUGCUUCAAGAUCCUUCCCCCAGCCACCGGCGAUCAGGACCAGACUGGGAAGGUGACCUGCAGCUCCUAUAGCAUACAGAUCAUAAACCUGACCCCUGACACCAACUACCAGUCCUCUAUCAAGAGAGUAAAUGUCAGCAACUUGGUUUAUGGAAUGUGGAUCAAUACCAUGACCCUGCACACCAAGGCUGUUUCAGCAAACUCCACAGACUGA
Messenger RNA from Myripristis murdjan (pinecone soldierfish), 657 nucleotides. Its product is annotated as fibronectin type III domain-containing protein 11-like. The transcript has a single exon. Lineage: Eukaryota; Metazoa; Chordata; Actinopteri; Holocentriformes; Holocentridae. The coding region runs from base 1 to 657 and encodes 218 amino acids. The record is from RefSeq and is a predicted model, not a curated record.